UUAGCAUCGCUCGUUGCGAAAUUUAGUUUUCGCCCAAAAGCCACGUCAUAUAAGUCGAGGGCGGUACCCCUUUUCACUCUCCUCCUGUUCGCUGGUCCGCUCAUCUGACGUCACCAUGACCGACAACGCCAACAUGGAGUUCUCCCGCCGACUGGCUCUCUUCUCCAACAAUGUCUACGAAAAGCUGUCGGCGCAGAAUCCCGGCCAGAACAUCGUCUUCUCACCCUUCGCCAUCCAGACGUGUGCGGCGAUGGUCCGGAUGGGCGCCGAAGGAGAGACGGCCACCCAGUUGGACCAGGGUCUUGGUUUGGCAUCCAGCGAUGCGGAAAAAAUAGCCGAUAGUUUCCGCAAGGUACUGGCCGGCUACAAGGACAGCAAGGUCCUGCGGAUCGCCAACAAGAUCUUCGUGAUGAAAGGAUAUCCACUACGACGGCAGUUUGUCCAGCUGCAGACUAAGCAGUUCCUCUCGACGGCGAAGAGCGUAAACUUCGCUAGGAGUGACAAGGCGGCAGCCACCAUAAAUAAGUGGGUAGAAAAGCGCACCAAACACUUGAUAAAAGACUUGGUUCCGGCCACCGCACUGAACGCCAAUUCACGACUGGUUCUGGUGAACGCAAUCCACUUCAAGGGCACCUGGCAGUACCAGUUCUCCAUAUAUAAAACCUGGCCGGAUACCUUCCACUUGGAUGGGGACCACAGCGUCCGUGUUCCGAUGAUGGUUUUAAACGAGUGGUUCCGUUAUGCCGAUCUGCCGUCGCUGGACGCCUCGGCCUUAGAGCUGCCCUACAAGGACUCUGACCACUCCAUGCUGAUCGUCCUGCCCAACAGCAAGACGGGUUUGUCCUCCCUGGAAGAAAAGCUGCGUGCGACGACUCUAUCGCUUAUUACAAAAAAGCUGCAAAAGACUGAGGUACUAGUGAAGUUGCCCAAGUUCAAGGCCGAGUUCCAAGUGGAGUUGACGGACGUUUUCCAGCAGCUGGGCAUGUCAAAAAUGUUUACCGACCAAGCGGAUUUCGGCAAGAUACUGAAAAAUCAGGACCCCCUCAAGGUGUCGGCCAUCAUACACAAGGCCUUUAUCGAAGUGAACGAAAAGGGAACCAAAGCUGCGGCUGUCACGGAUUUGCUCAUGAUUCCCCUUUCAUUGACCAUUUACCCCCCGGAACUGAAACGCUUCACUGUUGAUCAUCCAUUUAAGUUCUACAUUAUCAAUAAGGACUCAACUGUUCUUUUUGCUGGCAGCAUACAAAAGUUUUAAUUAAUCGUUUGAUCGCCAAACGUGUUUUGAUGACUUGCCGUGGUAUUACAUUGUUGCUUCGGGCGUCACUUCAAUCUAUAAUCAUACCAAAUUUAAUAAGCCUAAGACUGCGCCCAAUCGGAGAUAUUUUACAUACAGUUUAUAUUUUUGUACUUAGCUAGAUACUUGCCUCAAUAAACUGGACUAAAUUCAUAAG
This is a messenger RNA of Drosophila rhopaloa, 1451 nucleotides long. Its product is annotated as serine protease inhibitor 42Dd-like. The record is from RefSeq and is a predicted model, not a curated record. The coding region runs from base 116 to 1255 and encodes 379 amino acids. The transcript is spliced from 4 exons. Lineage: Eukaryota; Metazoa; Arthropoda; Insecta; Diptera; Drosophilidae. Gene Ontology annotation, molecular function: serine-type endopeptidase inhibitor activity.